Molecule: messenger RNA, 1471 nt
Organism: Erinaceus europaeus (western European hedgehog)
Lineage: Eukaryota; Metazoa; Chordata; Mammalia; Eulipotyphla; Erinaceidae
Gene: TSPAN10
Product: tetraspanin 10
Exons: 3
Coding region: 1-1146 (381 amino acids)
Cellular component (GO): membrane
Source: RefSeq, a predicted model, not a curated record
AUGACUGUCCUCAAUCCUGUGUUUAAUAUGGCCACAGCUUCUUCUCCCCAGCUGUUCCUGCCCAGGACAGUGCUGACAGCCUUGUGGUCCCUCCUCCCUCUGCAGGACACUGGGGAUCUGCAUCCAAAUUGCUGCAGGAGCUGCUCGCUCACAGAAGCUUGGGAGGAUGGAGCCUGGAAGACAGGCCUCGAGGACAGCCUGAGGGGUGGCUGGGGCCCUGCCCUGCCCUGGGGAAACAGCUGCCUGAAGGGUUUGACCUUCCUGUCCAACUUCCUUUUCUCCCUGCUCAGCCUGCUGGCUCUGGCUGCUGGGCUCUGGGGCCUGGCCCUCAAGGGUUCCCUGGGGAAUGACCUGGGGGGGCCUGUGCCCCCAGACCCCAUGCUGGGGCUGGUGUUGGGGGGGCUGGUACUCAGUGCAGUGAGCCUGGCUGGCUGCCUGGGAGCCCUGUGUGAGAGCACCUGGCUGCUGCGCUGCUUCUUGGGGGCCCUUCUCUCCCUCCUAGUGUUGGAGGCUCUUCUGGGGGCCCUGGUGGUGCUGCUGUGGGGCCCACUGCAGGAUGGCCUGGAGGGCACGCUGCUCCAGGCCAUUACCCGCUACCCCAACAACCAGGACCUGCGCUUCCUCAUUGACCAGGUCCAGCUGGGGCUGCAGUGCUGCGGGCUGGCUUCCUACCAGGAUUGGCAGCAGAACCCGCACUUCAACUGCAGCUUCCUGGGGCCCCAGGCCUGCAGCCUCCCUGCCUCCUGCUGCAUCACCCUGGGGGAAGCUGGUGCCUCUGUGGACCCCCAGUGUGGCUCCAGGGCGCUGGGCCUGACGACUGCGGCGGCUAGGCAGAUGGUGCAUGUGGAAGGCUGUGGAGCCCCCUUGCGCCAGUGGCUGCGCUGGGCUGUCCCAGCGGUUGGGAGCUGCGCCAUCGCAGUAGUGCUGAUGCAGGUGUUGGAGCUCCUGCUGGCUGCCCUGCUGCUCCGGGCCCUGGCUGGAUGCAAGGGAGGAGCGGGAAAGAGCCCCGACGUGGCCAGGGACACAGGGUCUGUUCCCUCAAAGGAGGGAGCCUGUGGCCUUCCCUCUAACCUGACCCUGGCUGACCAGGCAGGUAGAACAAAGAACAGGGAACCUGUGAAGGCGGCCACAUGCCUGGGACACUGAAUUUCUGGGCCUUUCCCCCCCUGCUGGGAUUCCCCAGGGUCUGACCACCCCAGCAAGGCCCUUAGAGCUCCUGUGCACCCCUUUCCCUGACACACCCAGCUUCCCAGACUGCUCAUCGGCAAAUGUUGUAACUUGGUCACGGGGGCGAUGGUAAGCAGUUGCCACUGGAUGAAGUUCUGAUGCAGAGCCACCACCUCAAAUGUCCUCUACCCCUACCUUGGAGCCCCACCUCCAAUUCACAGACUGGCACCUGCUUCCUUGGGGACCAGCCUUCCCAGUGUGUAAGGGGGCAUUAAAAUAUACCAGCUUCCAGUGGGCAGCAGAA